Polyodon spathula (Mississippi paddlefish) is the source of this 2490-nucleotide messenger RNA. Its product is annotated as very-long-chain enoyl-CoA reductase. The transcript has 13 exons. Gene Ontology annotation, molecular function: oxidoreductase activity, acting on the CH-CH group of donors. The coding region runs from base 95 to 1030 and encodes 311 amino acids. Gene Ontology annotation, biological process: very long-chain fatty acid biosynthetic process. The record is from RefSeq and is a predicted model, not a curated record. Lineage: Eukaryota; Metazoa; Chordata; Actinopteri; Acipenseriformes; Polyodontidae.
AGCUGAAAGAAAUCUCUGACUCAGUGAUUGUCAGGAAAGGGAAAGAGCUGCUGCGAUUCACUCCACUGUGAGGGGAAAAAACACCAAAAAAAGAAUGAGCAGGGUCACUUUCUUUGAGGUGGAGAUCCUUGAUCCGAAGACAAAGGACCAGCUAUGUUUUCUGGACAAGGUGGAACCUCAUGCCACUAUUGGAGAAAUCAAGUCCUUGUUUCAUAAAGCGUACUCUCAGUGGUACCCAUCAAGACAGGCCCUUAAGCUUGAUCCAAAGGGGAAAGCAUUAAAGGAUGAUGAGAUCUUGCAGAAUCUCCCCGUAGGUACAACAGCUACUCUCUAUUUCAAAGACUUAGGUCCCCAAGUUGGCUGGACAAUGGUGUUUCUCUGUGAAUAUGCAGGUCCACUCUUUAUAUAUCUACUGUUCUAUUUCCGACUUCCAUAUAUCUAUCACCAUAAGCACGCGUUCACCUCCAGCCCGUACCCUGCAGUGACCCUGGCCUGUGUAUGUCACUCAAUCCAUUAUAUCAAGCGCUUGGUCGAAACGAUAUUCGUGCAUCGUUUCUCCCAUGGUACAAUGCCACUCCGAAAUAUUGUGAGGAACUGUAUAUAUUACUGGGGAUUUGCAGCAUGGCUUGCCUAUUACAUCAACCACCCUCUUUACACUCCACCUUAUUACGGAAAUAAGCAAGUCAACUACGCACUGGCAAUGUUUGUGAUAUGUCAAGCUGGCAACUUUUCUAUCCACUUAGCUCUCAAUAAUUUGAGAAGUGAUGGAUCCAAGGCUAGAAAGAUUCCCUACCCAACCAAAAACCCCUUCACGUGGCUCUUCUUCUUUGUGUCAUGCCCCAAUUAUACCUAUGAGGCUGGAGCCUGGUUCAGCUUUACAAUCAUGACACAAUGUGUGCCAGUGGGUCUGUUUACACUCAUCGGCUUCAUUCAGAUGACCAUCUGGGCGAAGGGCAAGCACUACACCUACAUAAGAGACUUUAAAGAGUAUCCCGACCUCAGGAUGGCAAUUAUUCCUUUCUUGUUGUAAGGAAAUUACUAGCUUUUUGAUGGAAUGAGAGAUGCAACAUAAAUUUCAAUUUCAAUCCAGGUGUAUGCACUUUAUGUGUUUUUGGUUUAGUUAACAUGGGAGAGCUAUAAUUGCUUUUAGGACAGCAUGGUGCAGCUCUAUUCAGUUUACCCCAAACAGAUAUUAUAUUGGUCACAUUUGAGAGACCACAAAUGCAUGACUUAUGGAAGCAGUGGCUCAGUGUACCAUCUGUACUGAAUUAGCCAAGCAGCCAUGCAGUGUUACGUGUUUGUUUCCCCCAUUCAUCAUUCCUUAAUUCACUGUUAUUGUGCUGCCAGAAUUUUUCUUUCUGGUUUUGACACUCAGUCUAUCAACUUUUUCCUUCCUAACCUCUACUUCUUAAAUAAUGGAUACUUCUACCAGGUGUGUGUCUUUAAAAAUUUUGCUAUCAUGUGUUCUGUAAAGAGAAAGAAUUGCCAAGAACUGUAGCAUGGUUACCAUGUUGAAAAAAGGUCAUACAAGUGUUUGCAAAACCUGAUUUUGACUACAAAACAUGCGUUCUACAAAUAGAUGUUCAUUAAAACUGAUCUGUUACCACUUUUAUAAGCAAGACUCAGAAUUUGGCCCAGCAUGUAAAUGCUGUUUUUCCAUCCCUCCCUCCCAGUAUUCCUCCUGAUGAUUUACCAACAAAACAAGAAAUUAAUUAUAUGCACAGAUUUCUUCUUGAACACUAAUACACUUUCCAAUCAUCCAGUACAGACAUUAAAAUAAAAGGCCUUGCUUAUAAAAUACAAAUGGAGUUAUUUGGUGACCUAAAUCAGUUUUUUUUUCCUUUUGCAGCCUAGUAUUUUGUCUCUUUUAAAACCAUGCUGUUAAUGCAGCUGUAGUCUAUUACAGACAAGAGUGAUGCAACAUGUUUCCAUCAAUUAAAAUUUGUAAUUCAUAAAAUACUCAUCAAGAAUGAAUUGAGGGUCAUAAUGAAAGGUUUACUCAUCUAUGUACUCCCCUUGGAGUAGGGCUAGAACAAACAUCAAGAACUAACUCAGCUGCUUUAGAGUACUUAUGAAUUAAGUACAGUAAUGAAGUAGGAAAAGGUGACGUUGCAGAGAAAUGAGAGUCUUAAGGCUGAGAGGCAAAAGAAAUUAUGCUAAAAAAAUGAAAAUGGAGUGCAAGUGUUUAAAGAACGAGAAAUGCGUUGAUUUAAAAGUAAUCUAAAAAACAUGGCAAUGAUGGUUAAACCGAGUGUUAUCUGCUCAUAAGUGGUAAGUGUUUAUCAUUACCACUCACAACCUUUGUAUUGGAAUGUGUGACAUAACAGCAUAACAAUAUACUGAAGAGCUCUUUUCUUCUCAGAUGCAAGCCUCUUGUGUAGUUCUCGGUUUCCGGUGAAUGUAGCCAUACAUUUCAGGUGCUAUUACUCUUGACUUUUUGUAUCCAAUGUGUACAUUUUGAAUAAACUAUUUCAAUUAUAAUUCUGAAAA